This is a messenger RNA of Iphiclides podalirius (scarce swallowtail), 393 nucleotides long. The record is from the annotation of a GenBank genome assembly. NCBI's taxonomy places the organism in Eukaryota, Metazoa, Arthropoda, Insecta, Lepidoptera, Papilionidae.
AUGCCAUCAGAAUUAUCUCCCAGUCAACCUGUAAUGAAACCAGCCAACACAUCACAAGUUAUCCUGGUCACCGUAAAAACGGGGCGGAGCGCUAUCGGCUCGGGUAGUUUUUCAACCGGUCCCGGACAAAAAGCCGCUAAUGAGUCCGUCCCCGGGCGAGGGCGGCGCCUUAUCCCGGCCCUUUGUCUGGCCCGUCCCCUUCCGCACCUUUCAAGAUGCGGAGGACGCCGAUCAGCGGCGGCGACGACAAUGGCGCGCUCAUUAAGAAAAUGUUCCGGGAUAGAAUCGAACCCCGCUGUCGGCCGCACUAGCCAGGGCUCCGAUUACGCGUCGAUGUGGGUACCACUAGGUGGUGCGACGCGCGGUGGCAAAUCACACGUGCAAACUUCACCG